AAUGUAAGAAAAAGAAGAAUUCUGAAACAUCUGUCAUUCAUUCAUAAAAAAAAUACGUAUCGUCGUCGGAGUGUUUUGCAAAAUUUGUUUAAAAUCCUUUUUUACAUUGAGAAUUUGAAGGAAUAGGUUUUUGCAAAACAUCAAGAAAGCAUACGGAAGUGUCCAGGGAUGCAGUCGGACAGCGAGGAGAACUGGAUAGCUGCAAUUGAGAAUCAGUACAUGGAAGCAAUUGAAAAUGAUGAACCAGAUUUUGAGACUCAGCUAAUUGUGGAGCGAGAAGCUGUGCUGAAGAGUGCCUGGAGGAAUUUCCAGGACUCCGCAACAGCUGUGGCUCAACUAUACAAAGAUCGUACAAGUGGACACGAUUCCGGACUUCUCUGGUUGCCAUUUCAAACUGCUGCCGGAACUAUAACCACACUGUAUAAAGACUCUGCGGAAGGUCUCCGAAGGAUUGGCGAUGUUGCCGUGCAGUGUGGCUACCAAAGACGUAACAAAGAAAUCGCUGCUUGGGUUAAGAAGCGCCGAAGGAAUAUCAGACGUGAGGAUCUCCUAUCGUACUUGGCGGGGAAACCACCACCACCUCUCCAUGUAACGCGGGCUUCGCAAAUGAGAUCAUCACCAAGACCAGAAGCACACAUUAGCAAUCAUCAUAACCUAAUGCAAAGUGCAACACCAUUUGUGAGUCCCCAAUUGCCUCUAUCAGCUGAGCCCGAGAUGCACACGUUCAAAGAAGCAUUAGCACGAAGAUCCAGAGGUCCUGAGCUUUAUGCGUUUGUUACCGGAGAGGUUGCGCGUCACUGUAAACGUCCGGCAAGUCCUUCCCUAGAUGUCAAUAUGGAAGUUCAAUCACUAAGCAGUAAACGACAACGUUUCUUGUAGAACUAACAACUCUCGGAGGUUCUUGCUGUUCGGUAAAAGGUAGAUAAUUAUCACCUACACAAUGUUUUUUCUCCGAUAUAUUUCUUUUUAUUUUGUUCAUAAUUUAGAAAUUUCAAAAAAUAUCCCAUCACUAAAUUAAAGAGAUUUAAAUGAAAAAAAAAAAAAGAAAAUUAUACAUAUUUGCAUAUUUCAAUCGGAUAUAAAAUCAAUUUGUAAUAAAAUAUAAGGAUAUAAGAAAGAAUGUUCGCUUAGUUAUCUUAUUAUUAUAAAUUAACAGCAUAUUUAUAUACCUACCACAUCUUUAUGUAAAAGACUCCACAUGUUAAGUGUUCUCUAUUUUUUUUUGCCUUUUCAUUAUAAAUUAUUUUUGGGAUGAUUUUCGUUAAAUGUAAUUUAAAAAAAAUCUGUUGAUUUUCUUUAUUCACUUUAUUGUUAAGAAUUUCUCUUUUUAUCCGGAAUCGAAUGGAUGGAGUCGAAAAAAUAAAAUUCACCUAUAUAAUAAUAUUGUGGAGAAAAAAAAACUUAAUGCAAUAUAAAUCUAUUGAUACAUA
This is a messenger RNA of Lutzomyia longipalpis, 1430 nucleotides long. RefSeq names its product HUWE1-associated protein modifying stress responses. Lineage: Eukaryota; Metazoa; Arthropoda; Insecta; Diptera; Psychodidae. The transcript has 5 exons. The record is from RefSeq and is a predicted model, not a curated record. The coding region runs from base 169 to 879 and encodes 236 amino acids.